Molecule: messenger RNA, 7877 nt
Organism: Sapajus apella (tufted capuchin)
Lineage: Eukaryota; Metazoa; Chordata; Mammalia; Primates; Cebidae
Gene: SNX33
Product: sorting nexin 33
Exons: 2
Coding region: 1164-2888 (574 amino acids)
Biological process (GO): intracellular protein transport; endosomal transport; endocytosis
Cellular component (GO): cytoplasmic vesicle; plasma membrane
Molecular function (GO): protein binding; phosphatidylinositol binding
Source: RefSeq, a predicted model, not a curated record
UUGGAGCUGCCGUCUCGCUCGCGGCGCGGAGGGUCUGCGAGCGCGGGGGAAGGCCGGCUGGGGGCGCAGCCCGGCGCCCACUGACCGGGCCCCGUGGGGCCGAGCGGAGGACUGACGGACGGCCGCGCCAUCUGCUCGCCGGGGCUCACUCUCCAAACUCCUGUUGAGUGUUUGCGUGCACGCGAGGGUGGGGGGCGGGGGUCGUACGUCCCGGGGGCGGGACUGGAUUCUGCUGGGGUUACCUUUGGACGGGGUUCCUAGGAUUCAGAGCAGGGUCAGCAUCAGGCUCAGAAACUGCUGGGGAAUUGGGCAAACAAAAGAGACCACUCAGCGAGUGGCCAGAAGUCGCCCGAGCGCCUCGUCGCGCCCCCUCCCUCCUCCGGGGUUGGAGCUGGCCACUUUUGGGGCGGAGAGAGGGCGCCCGAGCCGGCGGGGGCUCCGGCUGCGCAGCCAGGGUCGAAGAGUUGGCGGCCUGUUGUGUAAGCCUCAGUCCUUGUUUUCCCGGCCUGGCUCGUUGUGAAGCCGGACACAUCACCCUUGGACUUGAUUCAGGAGGCUGCUGCUUUUCUCCUUGCCCCUCUUGGAUUUUCCGGAUUUUUGAAAACCCAGUGGCCCAGGAGCAAGAGGAGGAGGAAGGAGGAAGGGGCAGAUCUGCAGAGGAAUGUGAGAGCCUCGCAAAGCCAGAGCGGCCAAAAGGAUCUGGGAGCCAGAGGGACGGCCGAGCCCUGCCCGGGUUUCUGGAAUGAGUGAGUCUCUUCUAUUUUAGAGCGUUGUUCCAGUGGAAAAUGUAGAAUUCUUCCCCUCGAAGAGCAGGUUUCUUCAGGUCACUUGAUUUUUCUUCUGGGAGUAGGAGGAAGGAGAGACUCCCUUCUAACUCCCCGGGGGCCGAUAAGAGAGGAGGAGACUGUGGACAGGAGCCCUCCCUGCUCACAGACCUAUGCCCGGAGACCUGAUAGGGCAGUUUCUGGGCCAUGGACAUUGCUUUGAAGAGCAGGAGGCUGGACAGCAUCUGUGGGUGCUGAGACCCCGCCUUAGGGCCUGAGAGGCAGGCUGAGCUGAGUGAGUGGCAUCAGCCGCGAGUUCGUUCUUGGAUGCCCUUGUGAGCAUCCCGGGUCUGGGCAGGACCCCCUCCUUCCCAUCUUUCUUCACCACCCAGCCCAACCAUGGCACUGAAAGGCCGAGCCCUCUAUGACUUUCGCAGUGAGAACAAGGAGGAAAUCAGCAUCCAGCAGGAUGAGGACCUGGUCAUCUUUAGUGAGACCUCUCUGGAUGGCUGGCUGCAGGGCCAGAACAGCCGUGGCGAGACAGGGCUCUUUCCUGCGUCUUAUGUGGAGAUCGUCCGUUCGGGCAUCAGUACGAACCAUGCUGACUACUCCAGCAGCCCUGCAGGCUCUCCGGGGACCCAGGUGAGCUUGUACAAUAGCCCCACUGUGGCCAGCCCGGCCAGGAGUGGUGGGGGCAGUGGCUUCCUUUCAAACCAGGGUAGCUUCGAGGAGGAUGAUGAUGAUGACUGGGAUGACUGGGACGACGGCUGCACGGUGGUGGAGGAGCCACGGGCUGGUGGGCUGGGCACCAACGGGCACCCUCCCCUCAACCUCUCCUACCCUGGUGCCUACCCCAGCCAGCACAUGGCCUUCCGGCCCAAGCCACCGCUGGAGCGGCAGGACAGCCUGGCAUCUGCCAAGCGAGGCAGUGUGGUGGGCCGUAACCUCAACCGUUUCUCAUGCUUUGUGCGUUCUGGAGUGGAGGCCUUCAUCCUGGGUGAUGUGCCCAUGAUGGCCAAGAUCGCUGAGACAUACUCCAUUGAAAUGGGCCCUCGUGGCCCCCAGUGGAAGGCCAACCCCCACCCAUUUGCCUGCUCUGUGGAGGACCCCACCAAACAGACCAAGUUCAAGGGCAUCAAAAGCUACAUCUCCUACAAGCUCACACCCACCCAUGCUGCCUCACCGGUCUACCGGCGCUACAAACACUUUGACUGGCUCUAUAACCGCCUGCUACACAAGUUCACUGUCAUCUCGGUGCCCCACCUGCCUGAGAAGCAGGCCACAGGCCGCUUCGAGGAGGACUUCAUUGAAAAGCGGAAGCGGAGACUCAUCCUCUGGAUGGACCACAUGACCAGCCACCCUGUGCUCUCCCAGUAUGAAGGCUUCCAGCAUUUCCUCAGCUGCCUGGAUGACAAGCAGUGGAAGAUGGGGAAACGCCGGGCGGAGAAGGAUGAGAUGGUGGGUGCCAGCUUCUUGCUCACCUUCCAGAUCCCCACGGAGCACCAGGACCUGCAGGACGUGGAAGAUCGCGUGGAUGCCUUCAAAGCCUUCAGUAAGAAGAUGGACGACUGCGUCCUGCAGCUCAGCACUGUGGCGUCAGAGCUGGUGCGCAAACAUGUUGGGGGCUUCCGCAAGGAAUUCCAGAAGCUGGGCAAUGCCUUCCAGGCCAUCAGUUAUUCCUUCCAGAUGGACCCCCCCUUUUGCUCUGAGGCCCUCAACAGCGCCAUUUCUCACACGGGCCGUACCUAUGAAGCCAUCGGCGAGAUGUUUGCUGAGCAGCCCAAGAAUGACCUCUUCCAGAUGCUGGACACGCUGUCUCUCUACCAGGGCCUGCUCUCCAACUUCCCUGACAUCAUCCACCUACAGAAAGGCGCCUUCGCCAAGGUGAAGGAGAGCCAACGCAUGAGUGACGAGGGCCGCAUGGCGCAGGACGAGGCAGAUGGCAUUCGCAGGCGCUGCCGCGUGGUGGGUUUCGCCUUGCAGGCCGAGAUGAACCACUUCCACCAGCGCCGCGAGCUCGACUUCAAGCACAUGAUGCAGAGCUACCUGCGCCAGCAGAUCCUCUUCUACCAGCGGGUGGGCCAGCAGCUGGAGAAGACCCUGCGCAUGUAUGACAACCUCUGACCGUGUGUGCCUGAGCCCCUCCUUCCCCUGGGCCUGGUCACUGCAGCAUACCCCACUUUCCUGACCUCCCUGUACCAGUGGUGGCUGGGGGAGGGGUCAGCGGUGGGGAGAUAAGCGGUCUGUCCUGCCUCCUGGGAAAAGGAGCUUUCAAGGAGUCAUGGGUACCCCUGGGAAAUUCCCCACUCCUUAGAAGUGGGGCACAGCAGGGGUGAGAAUGGAGCCAGGAGCCCUCGAGGCCAAGGUCUGAGCUGCCGGUCAGCCAGUUAAGGUCAGGCCAGGGUCUCAGCGUCCCCUAGAGCCUAUUUUGCUUGCUCACCUGGCCACUGCUGCCUUAUCCAUUCAGCAGACAUCUAGCCUGCUGCACUCCUGGGUCGGACACGGGGCACCCAGGGCUGGGACACGCCUGCUCUUCAGGAGUCCUCAGUGAAGAUGGGGGUCAGACACAGAGUCAAUGCAGAAACAGACAGAGUCAAUGCACUAUGACUGAUGGUUCAGUGAGGGGUUUCUGGAAGCUCCUAGAAGGGACCACAGCAUUCCACUGGUCAGGGAAGACUCCAUAGAGUAGGCAACAUUUGGGCAGUGCAUUAAAGAAUGACAAGGACCUGCCAGACAAUACAUGGGGAGAAGGACUUUCAGGGGAGAGGAACAGCAUAGGCAAAGUUACGGAGGCAUGAAAACAUCUCCCUCUUCCCUCCUUAUGUUCCCUAGCAAAUUAGGUGCCCCUUCCGUGGGGAUUCUGGCCUGUGCAGUAGCAGGAAGGGAUCUCCUGUGGUCCCGUGUUGCUGGCUGUCCUUGUGUCACCCUGUCCCCUGUAGGAAGGGGACACAAAUCAUCUCCCUCCUGUAGGCCUCUGACUCCCCUCCACUUUUGCACCCCCAGCUUCCCUCGGGUGGGUGACCAUCGCAGCAUCCCUCCCCCCUCAGGACCAAGGUGCUGAGGUGAGCCCUGGGCCCCAGAUGCCUGGUGACAGCUUCCCAGAGAAGACUCUCGAAAGGACUGUCUGUCUGAGUUCACCAGCAAUAACUCCCCACACUCCAAGCAGGCCCAAACCCAGGAUCCCAGGGUCCUCAGCCUCCAUGGCACUGUCUUCCCAGAUCCUCCCUGUUGCAAAAGGGGAAACCUAAGUGGAUAAAGACAGGGGCCUGCCCGCUCCCGUGCGAGGGAUUCCGGGCCAGUCUGACCUGGAAUGCAGGCCCUUGCUCGGCUUCAGGUUGUGCUGUCUCUGAUCUGUGUUUACAUCCCUGAGGGGUUACUGCCUCCUCCCUGCCCAAGCCAAGGUGUGGUCCAGCAGCUUGUUAGGGGGUGCUGACCUGUGCUAUCACUGGCCUCCCUGCCCUUGGGGGGGGUCAUGGUCUCCUUCUGGAUGCUGCUGCUUGAAUCUUUUUUCUUGAUAAACCUUUUACAAUUAAGAGAACACAAACAUGGUUUUUUCUGUUUGGGUCCCAGAAAGGCAGAAGUGGGAGGAUAGAGCCUUAAUUGCUCCUUGGAGCCAUGGGACCAGAUUCUGAGGUCAUGGUGGGCACUGAUUUACUAUGGAACCUCAGAAGUUGGGGGGAGGGCUGUGCGGGUGGGAGGUGCCAGCAGGCAGGGGGAGCUAGGGGCAGCUGUGGAUGCCCGGGUGGAUGCCUCCCUCCCUAGAACACACUCUUGUCUCUAAAAUGGGUGGAGUGCUGCCGAGGGAACUGGCUGUCCUGCCUUGUGAUCUGAGGCUGAGGGUUGUAUGAAGAAGGGACAGGACGCUGUGCCCCAGGACCAUCUAAUAGAUGGUGGUUCCUCUCCCUAGGGAGCCAUGUCCUGGCCUUGCCCUUGAAAAGCCCUAGUCCAGGGAGGGAAGUGGGGGACUCCGAAGCUGCGUCUCUUCCCCAAGCUGUCCUGGGUACCCAGCCCUGCAGAGGCUCCCACACUGGAAACUGAAGAGGACCCUGGCUGUGCCCUUGGGGGUGUCCUGGUCAGGAUGAGCGGAUCUUGCUCUUGGAUCUGUUCAUCUGCAGGGGAGAGGAGGGGGCUGGCUGAGACAUGGCUCUCCUUUGAAGGCAAUGGGGACUUGGUGAAAGGAGGGCUUCCAGGGAAGGUUGGCCAGGCCAGGGACCUGGGAGCUUGUGUAGGAAGAUGGGGAAGGGCCAGCAGGUGCAGUGGGGGAAGGGGUGGGCAGGACUCCCUGUUCAGGGCAUAGCGUCCUCAGAGGAACUUCUGGAAUGGGUCCCCCUGGCCCUUGGUCAACAUUAGGUCAGAUUUGGGACUUUCUGAGGAAUUUUUCCUCUCUCCACCCUGCCCCAUUUUCCAACCCACCGAGGAACUUCCCGCCCUUAACCUCUUCGCCGCUCUGCCUUCCCUGUAGGCUUCGGCAGAGGGGGCUCUGAGCAGUGGGGGCUGGGCUCCCCUUAACCCACAGUGCCUGGAAAGUCCCUCCGCUCAUGCUUCCUGCUCUGGGAACAGUGUUGCCCUCUGUGUGCCUUCCUUGAGAGGGGGCCACCUCCCAGGCCUCCCAAUCUCAGGGUGAGGCUGUCAGUCUGACACUUUUCUCAGGAGGGAUUUGGAUCUGGGAGAAGCAUCAGGAAGUGGAGUCCUGGGAUAGCAGCAGGCUGCUCCUCGUAUCCUGAGGUCUCAGGGCUGGGGCAGGUGUGUGUGUGGUGGGGAGGGCGGCUGUCCCAGCCCCCCUCUCUCUUUUCUUUCUGCCUCUGUUGGGGUGGGGUAUAGGGAGAACUUGGGGCUGUUCUGGGCUAGCUAAGCCCCUUUCAGCAGGGAAUUGGAGGACCAGUGUUGGGGGCAUCUUGGUGAUGGCAGAUGCCUACCUUGUCACAUGCCAGGCAGAUGGUCCCGACUCAGCUGGACCCAACUGCCUCGUUUCCUCCCUCGCUUUGCUCUGAGGGGGUGGAAAACAAGGCUUCUCUUUCUGCCCUGGGCAGCUACCAGUGCCCAGGCUAGGGGAUCUCCUGGUCACCAGUCUUGGCCCAGCACAGGAAAAGGAGUCCCCUUUGUGGCCACAUGUGGGGGCUGGGGACGGAGGCGGACCUCGGAUCCUGCACCUCGUCACCCGCUGGACACAGGAGGGCUAUAUCCACUGGGCCGUUGCUGCAUCACUGGCUGGAGCAGAGCCAGGCCUGGGAGAGGCAGGUGGCACCGUCGGCCCCUGCUCGGCACCAGCCCUCUAUCCAUGACAGAGCCAUAUGUCUUCCACGCGUCUACACACUCAGACUCAUGGACGUAAUCACUCAGCCUCACAACCCCAAGCAGACACAAGCACAUGCAGCCACACACCUGCCCACAGGCACGCAGGCCACAUAAGCAUGGCUGCGUGCUCAUACAGUCCCACUGCCACACGCACGCUAUUGCACGUUCACAGCCACAUCCACACAUGCCUUGCCAUCCAUUCAAAGCACCAGUCUCAGGUACUAUGUCAUACACAGGCACACCACAGCCCCAUGCACACGGUCAUAGCCUCACACAGUGACACACACUCAGGCGCACACUGCCACAAAGCCAUGCUUGCCAAAGCAGAGGGGUCACAAGCAUCGCUGUGCCUGGACUGCACCUGUGCCACCUCCCAGGGCCCCCAGCUCGUUAGCUUCAGGACAGCUUUGUGUGCCAAGCAACCCCUGGAGCAGGUGGCUCCAAGGGAGAGUAGAGCGAGUCAGAAGUGGGCAGGCACACAGCCGGAGAGGUCUAGGCAUGCAAUUGGGAUGGCUGGAUGCCACCGAGUUCAGCUCCUCAUUGCACAGAUGGGCACCUGAGACCAGGGAGCAGUGGUGGCUGGCCAUAUCACCCAGCAGGGCAGGGGAUACUCUGGGGCCAGAGGCUGGCUCUGGGCAGACUCUGUGGCCUGGCCCUGCCCUCCCCUGGGCCAAUUAUUCGGGAGGCCAGGCUGCCUCUGAAGGCCCCCUGGCUGAACCCAUCAAGCAGAGCUCCAGGCAGCUCCCAUCUCAAGCUAGAGCCGAGCUGCAGCGGCCACAGGAGCCGGAGCCAGGAUGCGGUGGGCAGGGCCUGGGCUGGGGCGGGAGGAACAUUCCUGCAGCAUCUCCUCCCCAAGCAUGUGAGGACCCAGCCCGCCCUGCCCGCCCACCCGCUGACUCAGGCCUCCAGGAGCCAAGCCUGCUCAGCUCCCCAACCCAUCCCAAGGUGCUUCCUCACUAGUUCAGCUCCGGUUCUUCUCCAUUGGCUGGGGCAGGAGGCCACAGUAAGCCCUGGCAAGAAGACCAUGGGGAAAAAUGAAACUUCACCACCCCCAGACAUGGCUCAGAAGGGCUGAUUGUGAAACCCAGCUCUGGAGUUCAGCAUAGUUUAACACAAACUGUUUUUUUCGUUUGGCUGGGUUUGUUAGUCAAACCCCGGUGCAGUGCAGUCUGUUUAAGAAGCAGCGCUCACGUAGCUGUGGCCUGGGUCUGCUCAGCAGCAUUUAUUCCCUUUCACAAGGAGAGACAGAGACUUUGCCAGAGGGAAAUUGGGACCUGCCUAGGAUGACACGGAGAAUCUCUGGCAGGGCCAGGCUUGAACCCAGCUCCUGCCAUCACUCCUUAGAGUCACAUUGAUGAACUCACUUAGGGCCAAAGGAAGAAGGGGAGGCAGAUUUCCCCUCUCAAGGAGGGAAAGAACAGGAGGCUGGUGAGCCCAAUGGCUGAAAUGUGAAUGGUGAGAGGGUAGGCUGAGUCCCCCCAGCCCUGAGGGAUGAAGGGUCUGAAGAUGGCAUUGCGUGGUGACAGCUGCAGUGACUCAGGAGCUCCGUUUACGAAGGAACAUGAGUGAGGAACACAGCUUCAUUUUUUUAUAUCUGACCUGAAUUUCUCUUUUCCUCCCCCAUGCCCCACAUGGUAGACGUGUAAUCUCAAGUCAAUUUGGGGACCUCUCCUUUCCCCAGGGACACAUAGAACUUUUGGGGAUGGCGCAUUUGAAGACCUUAAGGAGCCCCUAGCACUUUGCAUUUGAAAGGUUGAAUCCUACACUCUAUCAUACAUACUACUAUUCACUUGCAUUCCACAUGAAGUGUUCAGUUUA